Equus caballus (horse) is the source of this 2373-nucleotide messenger RNA. Lineage: Eukaryota; Metazoa; Chordata; Mammalia; Perissodactyla; Equidae. The record is from RefSeq and is a predicted model, not a curated record.
CGCCCGCGGUGGGCGCGCGGCCCGGGGCCGAGCCGGCCGGCCUGGCGCCCCUGGACUAUUACCACUGCGGCAAGUUUGAUGGUGACAGUGCCUACGUGGGGAUGAGUGACGGAAACCCGGAGCUCCUAUCAACCAGUCAGGAGCAGAGUCGAAUAGUUGUGACAAAGACUGAUUGACUCACAAAGCCAAAAAGAUUUAUCAUCUGGACCUUUGCAGAAGAAGUUGCUGACCUCUCCUCUAGGAGAUCCAAGGGAAAGUGUCAAAAAGGCAGUUGGAUACGUGGUUGUAAAAAACCUACAACAGCCAGAACGAGAGCAACGAAGACUAUGAGAUCCCCCCGAUAACACCUCCCAACCUCCCCGAGCCAUCCCUCCUGCACCUGGGGGACCACGAAGCCGGCUACCACUCGCUGUGCCACGGCCUCGCGCCCAACGGACUGCUCCCUGCCUACUCCUACCAGGCCAUGGACCUCCCCGCUAUCAUGGUAUCGAACAUGCUGGCCCAGGACAGCCACCUGCUGUCAGGCCAGCUGCCCACGAUCCAGGAGAUGGUCCACUCGGAGGUUGCUGCCUAUGACUCGAGCCGACCAGGGCCCCUGCUGAGCCGCCCGGCGAUGCUGGCCAGCCACAUGAGCGCCCUCAGCCAGUCCCAGCUCAUUUCUCAGAUGGGCCUCCGGAGCGGCAUCGCCCACAGCUCCCCGUCACCUCCAGGGAGCAAGUCAGCGACCCCCUCUCCCUCCAGUUCAACUCAGGAGGAGGAGUCGGAAGCACAUUUCAAGAUGUCAGGAGAGAAGAGACCCUCGGCUGACCCAGGAAAAAAGGCCAAGAACCCAAAGAAGAAGAAGAAGAAAGACCCCAACGAGCCCCAGAAGCCCGUGUCAGCCUACGCGCUCUUCUUCAGAGACACCCAGGCCGCCAUCAAGGGACAGAACCCCAGCGCCACCUUCGGGGAUGUGUCCAAAAUCGUGGCCUCCAUGUGGGACAGCUUGGGAGAGGAGCAGAAACAGGCCUACAAGAGGAAGACCGAGGCGGCAAAGAAGGAAUAUCUGAAGGCUCUGGCUGCCUACAGGGCCAGCCUUGUCUCCAAGAGCUCCCCGGACCCGGGGGAGACCAAGAGCACGCAAGCGAGCCCUCCGGCCAAGAUGCUCCCACCCAAGCAGCCCAUGUAUGCCAUGCCAGGCCUGGCCUCCUUCCUGACUCCAUCGGACCUGCAGGCCUUCCGCAGCGGGGCCUCUCCCGCCAGCCUCGCCCGGACUCUGGGCUCCAAGUCGCUGCUGCCAGGCCUCAGCGCAUCCCCGCCUCCGCCACCCUCCUUCCCGCUCAGUCCCCCGCUGCACCAGCAGCUGCCUCUGCCCCCCCACGCCCAGGGCGCCCUGCUCAGUCCCCCUGUUAGCAUGUCCCCAGCCCCCCAACCCCCUGUCCUGCCCACUCCCAUGGCACUCCAGGUGCAGCUGGCUAUGAGCCCCUCACCUCCAGGGCCACAGGACUUCCCUCACAUCUCCGAGUUCCCCGGCGGCUCCGGCUCCCGCUCCCCUGGCCCGUCCAACCCCACGAGCAGCGGAGACUGGGACAGCAGCUACCCCAGCGGGGAGUGUGGCAUCAGCACCUGCAGACUGCAGAGGCAGCCCGCCGCCCGCCGCCAGCCCAGAGAACCUGCAGGAACCUUCCGCCCCCUGACCUGCUUGCUCCAGGGUUACUGUGGCCCCCGCUCCUCGCCCUGCACACCGUACCCCAUGUCUGGACGUCUGGCCCCAGCCCACGCGCCUGUGGGCUGCCCCUGGAGGGGUCGCUUACCGACAGAGACCCACCCCGAGAUGCCUGGGGCAGGGGCCAGCCCAGCCACGGACGUGCAAAUGCGGUUUUACAGUGUGAACAAAAGAUUAUGACCCUAUGAACUGUUGGCUCCGUGUAAGUAGUUGACUAAGUGUUUUAGAACUGUGCUGAAGACAUCUGUAAGAUUAUUUUGUGGGGGGAGAAAAGUAGUUUCCUUUAAGGUAAAAAGCAUUUUAUAUGACCCUUAGCACAUGUUUUUAAGUUUUAUCUUCAGGGAGAGGUGCACAGAGCGGCUGCCAACCCGUUUCAUCGUCUGUAUGGCAAGAACCGGACAAUUUAUAGCCACACUCGGAGGCAUUGUGUGUGUGUGUUUUUUUUUAAACCAUCUAUUUAAAAUUGCCAACAAUGACUUUUGUCUAUUUAAGAAGAAGACUCAAGAACAGAAAUGCAGUGUGCCCUAAAGCGUGCGUGGUUUGGGCUUUGGUUUGGGUUUGGUUCUUGGUGUUGUUUGCCGCUGUUUCUUGGCCCUGGCGAACGUGUGUCUCGGUGCCCAGUGCUUCUCUCAGACUCCUUUGUAAUAAAACGUCUGAAAAGCUGAAAA